This is a messenger RNA of Pseudomassariella vexata, 1499 nucleotides long. RefSeq names its product tyrosine/serine protein phosphatase. Gene Ontology annotation, molecular function: phosphoprotein phosphatase activity. The record is from RefSeq and is a predicted model, not a curated record. The transcript is spliced from 6 exons. Bases 279 to 1148 code for a protein of 289 amino acids. Gene Ontology annotation, biological process: dephosphorylation. NCBI's taxonomy places the organism in Eukaryota, Fungi, Ascomycota, Sordariomycetes, Amphisphaeriales, Pseudomassariaceae.
CUAACUCACUGCAAAGACCCGAAUUCGAAGACAAUUCCGCGAGUUGUGCAUAUGCCUGUCCGUCUAGUGAUAGGCGACAAUGUUUGCACUAUGAACUUAGCUCUCUAUCAAACAUGAGAUAAGCAGCUCGGACCACUGUACAGGUUACACUCUCAUCUCGUCAAGUUUUAGUCGUAACAACGGAGCAAACUCGCCUGCUCAACAAUAUUAACCAAACUCGUCCUCGGGGCCAUCUUCCAAUUGACUUCACUUUGGACAAACCCAGUGGUCCUGACACAAUGGCGUCCAAAUUUGACAACAUCCUAAAUUUCCGCGACGUCGGAAAGACGAUCAAUGCCUUCCUCGGCAAGAGAAUGCUCCAAGAAGGUGUGCUCUACCGAUCAGCACGACCAGACGAUGCGUCGCUCGCAGACAGACGGAAGCUAAAAGAUGAACUGGGCGUCAAGACGCUUAUGGAUCUUCGGACUAAGACAGAACACCUCAAACAAGCCGAGAAGCGACAAGCUGACCUCAGAAUCCCGGCCCUUCUGCAAUCCAACGCCGCACUGGCGGAACCGGUGCAGAUCCCCGGGAUGAAGUACCUCGAGAUCAAGAUCACGGGCGGCAAGUUUGAGAAGUUCAUGCUGAGCCAGCUGUCUUGGCUCAGUUACUUCAAAUUAGUCUUUCUCUACCUAACGGGCCGCCACACCGACGCCAUAAAGGUGAUGAGCAAGGAAGUCAUGCUCCCACGUGGCCUGGUGGGCAUCGGCUUGGACUCGCUGGACCACUCGGGCGAUGAGAUAGCUAUUGCCCUCCGCACCUUCACCACAACCCCUCCAUCCGUCCCCCUCCUAGUCCACUGCACCCACGGCAAAGACCGGACCGGCAUAAUCAUCUGCCUGGUCCUCAUGGUCCUACACGUGCCCGAGGAAGCCAUAGCCCACGACUACCUGCUCACACGGCAAGGAUUCGAAACCGAACGCGAGUCGCGCCUCAAGGAGAUCGAGGAAAUUGGACUUACUGCCGAGUGGGGAGACUGUCCGACGGAUUUUGUGCACAGGUUUCAUGAGCAUGUGCGCGGAAGGUUUGGCGGGAUCGAGGGGUACUUGGAUGGGAUUGAGUUCGGGGCCGAGGAGAGGCGGAGGUUAGUUGAGACGCUUGGGGCGUAGUUGGUUGGUGCUAGCUGCUGUGGGAGGAGGGAAACAGAGAGCGGAUUGAAGUAAGCAAGCUAAGCAAGUGCGGAUGAGCCACCAUACACCGACCGUUCAUGACUUCGGGCCGUAGACAUAUAUCUGUCUAUCUACAUGACCCCCUAAGUGAAGCAGGCGUCGGAUAUGGCAUUCGACUUCGCGGAGUAGUUUGACGGACAAAUCAUGCACUUCUAGAAAUCUGCAGUAAACAAACACGCAUGCGGUCAUGGUUCGGUUGCGAGCGCUUGGUGGAAGGUCACCUCUCACAUGUAGGUCGUGUCUCGUAUUCACUGCAACAUGGGAAUCACUUCCCGGUUGCCAGAUCAGUUA